Rhododendron vialii is the source of this 1802-nucleotide messenger RNA. RefSeq names its product probable sodium/metabolite cotransporter BASS6, chloroplastic. Gene Ontology annotation, cellular component: membrane. Bases 151 to 1398 code for a protein of 415 amino acids. Lineage: Eukaryota; Viridiplantae; Streptophyta; Magnoliopsida; Ericales; Ericaceae. The transcript has 9 exons. The record is from RefSeq and is a predicted model, not a curated record.
ACUCCAUUACACAAAAUCGGAAACGUUACCAAAUGUAUAAAUCAAGCCUUCUUCUUCCGCCCCACACCACACCACACCACACCACAUCAUUGACUUCGAUCAAAUUCAAACUCAAAGGAGGACAAUUUACAAGUGUUUUCUGUUUGGCAAAUGACUCCCACAGCCCUCUUUCUUCCGCAACAAUGCUUCCAGAUCCAUCAACCCUCACUAUCCCACAAACCAGAAACUUCACUUCUUGUUCUCCGCCAAAAAUGGCUCUCAGUCCCAGAACUGAGUUGGUCAGGGUUUCCAGUACCAAUCGACUCGGUUUCCCCAGUCCGGACUUCAAGAUUCCCACUCAGUAGAUGUGUACCGGAGAAGUUGUUCACAGAAUUCGAGCUGAAUCAAACACCAAAUGCAGAACCUGAAGCAACUCAGAUUCUUGACAAAAAGGAGAUGUCUUUUGUAGAUAUUUUGAAGGGAGCAAAUUCAAUUCUGCCUCAAGUUGUCCUUGCUAGUACAAUUUUGGCCCUUGUCUAUCCACCUUCUUUCACAUGGUUUACUAGCAGAUACUAUGCUCCAGCGCUAGGGUUUUUGAUGUUUGCCGUUGGGGUUAAUUCAAGUGAAAAAGACUUUCUUGAAGCAUUCAACAGACCAGCUGCAAUUUUGGCUGGUUAUGUAGGCCAGUUCAUUGUGAAGCCUCUCCUGGGAUGUGCUUUUGGCACCAUUGCCAUGACAAUAUUUGGUCUCCCAACUUCUUUAGGUGCUGGGAUCAUGUUGACUUCUUGUGUUAGUGGGGCCCAGCUCUCAAAUUAUGCUACUUUUCUGACUGACCCCUCAAUGGCGCCUCUAAGCAUUGUGAUGACAUCAUUUUCCACUGCUUCUGCUGUUUUGGUCACCCCAAUCUUAUCACUCUUGCUUAUUGGAAAAAGGUUACCCGUGGAUGUAAAAGGAAUGGUGUCCAGUAUUAUGCAGAUUGUAGUCACACCCAUUGCUGCUGGAUUGCUUCUGAAUAGGUUCUUUCCGCGGAUAUGUAAUGCAAUUCGGCCACUUUUGCCACCACUAUCAGUAUUUGUUACUGCUCUCUGUGUUGGAGCACCACUUGCUAUUAACAUAAAUUCUGUUAUGUCCCCUUUUGGAGCUUCAGUCCUGUUGCUCGUCAUUGCAUUUCAUCUAUCAGCAUUUAUAGCUGGUUAUUCCCUAACAGGACUUGUCUUCCAAAACGCACCUGAUGUGAAAGCACUGCAAAGAACACUAUCCUAUGAGACAGGAAUGCAAAGCAGUCUUCUGGCCCUUGCACUUGCAAAUAGGUUUUUCCAAGAUCCACUUGUGGGUGUGCCUCCUGCAAUCUCUGUUGUAAUCAUGUCCUUAAUGGGCUUUUCUCUUGUCAUGCUGUGGAAUAAGAAAAAGAAUCAAUAGGGGUGGUGAAAAUGGAAGAUCUGCAAGUAAUUCGGGAGGAGUAUAUAUUCUUUCCGUCUGCUGUCCAAGUGUAAAAAGACUUGACAAGAAACUUGCAUGGAGAUUGGGAGGGUGGUGGUUACAGAUGAACAGGUUACAUUUCACUGAAGAUCCAAUAAUUGCUGUUGUAUGCUUGACUCUCUUCCUUUUCUUUUCUUUUCUUUUUUCCCCCUGCAGUAGGUGCCUUUGAGCCUGUGAGUCUCUGUUGCAUGUGCUUGCGUCAAAGUUUUGAUAGUUUUGGUUCAUUCCUGUAUCUUGUAAUGAAAUUUGUAUUGCCUUCGGGUGUUUGAAAUGAUAUGAAUCUAUUAAAAAAUUAAGUAAUAUGUAUCCCAUAUAGUUGAAUAUAUAAUUUGUGCAUAUAUCUA